Molecule: messenger RNA, 4210 nt
Organism: Hyalella azteca
Lineage: Eukaryota; Metazoa; Arthropoda; Malacostraca; Amphipoda; Hyalellidae
Exons: 7
Coding region: 30-3233 (1067 amino acids)
Source: RefSeq, a predicted model, not a curated record
UGUUCAUUAAUCUUCUUUUUUUUGCAGCCAUGGCUUCUGAGCGCAUACUGCAUAGGGAACAGUUUCAGAAUGCUAAUCAGAUGAUAGAAGUGUUGAUCCGAACAAAACCAAAGCCACCUCACAGUUCUAGUACAUUGCCAAAACCAAAAGCUUUCAAAAGAGACUGCCUCCUCCAAAAAGAGUUGGAAAAAAUUUCGAAUGGAAGAAAACCGCACAAACAGGAUGUAAUAAAAACAGGCAGAGAAGCAUCUGCAAAAGAACAAUCAAAAGAUGUCAUAAACAAAAAUAGUCACAUGACUGUUGAGGUUUCAAAGAGAGAUGGAAUUUCUAAGAAGAAAUCUUCAGAUAGAAAUAGUUUUGAUCCCACAUGGAGAGACUUAUUGCAGAAUUAUAGCAGACAUAGUGCUGACGAUUCCACUUCCAGUGUGGCUGCACACAAUUUUUCCCAAAAUACUGUUGACAAAAGACCUUCGAAAGGGCUAUCCCAUAAGAGCCCUCAUAAAGACAGGACCAUCCAAACUUCUACAAAACAGGGAGACCGAAAGCACAGCCCUCCUGCAGGCCCCUCAAACAUCAGUCCUCUGAGGCACCAUCGGCAGAGGCAAACUUCUGCUACAAGACACCAUCCUAAUGAGCAAGCUGCUCCAUUGAUUGAAGCAAAUCAGCACUGCCAGGAACAGUAUCCGGGCUUAAAUGGAGGUGGAAUGCAUCUGUUGGAAAGGAAUUCAAAUUCAAUCAACACUCCUGCUGCUAAUCUAGUCAGAAGUGGAGGUCGUAUUUCUUCUGAUGGACUGAGCAACACUCCGUUUUCUGACAGUGCUUUGCAACUCCUACAGCAACUUAAGACAAAGCUCCAACAUCGAGGUGACAGUGAAACCAUUCAGGACCUUGAAAGACUGGAGCAACAAUUGGCUGGUGCCGGAGGGACUGUAAAAGUUCCCACCCCUCAGUCAGCUCAGUCUUCUAACUUCACAUCUGUUUUCGAAACGCCUCUUGCUCCUUCUUCGGAAUCUCACCAAGCACAACACCUUUCGCAAGUUAAUCAAGUGCAACAGGCAAUGGCUGAAAAGGAUGCCACUAUUGAAGAGCUGCGCAUUCACAAUGCACGCCUGCUGGCUCAGUACGAUAAGGUUAUCCAACAGCAGCGGCAACAGAUGGAAAACGCGCAUGUGGGCAAAAAUCUGCCACCAGGAGGAAUAAUCCCUACAGCCUUAGCAUCCUCCACAACUCCAGCAGGAUUUGUAAAUGCUGCCUCAGUAACAACUCCUAAUACAGCAGCACCUGCAAUAAGUACUUCAGUACCGCCGCCCCUGCGACCAAACCACGGUAUACACGCCGCUGCCCUGUCACCUCUCCUAGAGGUAUCUGCUGAAUCAUCAUCAGGAAUUAGGUAUCCUAUAUAUCCUUCAGCUAGAAAUGAAGUUCUUACAGCUAAUGGGCACAAAAAUUCUAGAAUAGAGUCUGUAUUUCCUCCUAAGGUGGGAAGUAAGCAACCAUUAUCAAGAAAUUAUUUUGAUCGCGUCGGCAUUGAAGCUGUUGAUAGUGGCAGAGCUGUCCCUCCUGCCAGUGCUGGUGGUAACUUUCCUUCACAUGCAAGUCGUCACAAUGCUGAUGAGAUUGUGAACGAAGGACCUGCAAUUUCUUCUGGGGCACGACAGAGAGUAAUGACGUCUGAACCACGAGGGGGCGUGCUUGCUACUAAUCCUGUAACUAACGAGACAAUGCUUCAGCAGCUGCGCGACGAGAUAAGGUCAUUGCGACGUGACUUCCAGCAAUUGCAACGUCAAACGGAAAAGUCAACAGGGCCACCACUUGGAGCUGCUGUGGAGACCACUUUGAUCGCUCAACAGCCUCUAGCCUCCACAGCUAAAAGUGAUGCCGCGUCCGUCGACCCUGCUAGAUCAACCGCUGCUGCGCUUCAAGGACGCCCUUUCAGGACUGCUGGGAACCCACCAGCCCCCGAGCUGUCGUCGGUGCACAACAUCAGAUCUGAUGCAGGAUUGCGCGUCACGAGCACCAUGCCUACUCUGCCCUCAGCGCUAUCAGGGCAAGGAGGUUCAACCAAUGUAAAUGUCGACAUGUUCCGUUCAAGCAACGUUCAGCCAAUAAAUUCAGCAGACCAUGCGCUCAUGGAUGCUACAACUUUGAGGGAAAGGCCCAAAGAUGCUAGCCAGGGAGACAAACCUGCAAGCCAGAUAGACAACCCUUUAAACCAGGGAAACAACGCUUCAAGCCAGGGAAACAACGCUUCAAGCCAGGGAAACAACCCUUCAAGCCAGGUAAACAACCCUUCAAGCCAAGAAAACAACCGUUCAAGCCAGGGAAACAACCCUUCAAGCCAGGGAAACAACCCUUCAAGCCAGGGAAACAACCCUUCAAGCCAGGGAAACAAGCCUUCAAGCCAGGUAAACAACGCUUCAAGACAGGGAAACAACCCUUCAAGCCAGGGAAACAAAACUUCAAGCCAGGGAAACAACCCUUCAAGCCAGGGAAACAACCCUUCAAGCCAGGGAAACAACCCUUUAAACCAGGGAAACAACGCUUCAAGCCAGGGAAACAACCCUUCAAGCCAGGGAAACAACCCUUUAAGCCAGGGAAACAACGCUUCAAGCCAGGGAAACAACGCUUCAAGCCAGGGAAACAACCCUUCAAGCCUGGGAAACAAACCUGCAAGCCAGGUAGACAAACCUGCAAGCCAAGACAAAUCUGCCGGAGCUCGUCGAGAUGCGUUUCGGCAAUCUGGUGCUUCGGGCGAAUCUUUGGAGAGCAAGUUCAGCGUUCUGAGAAGUGAUUACAGCCAUUAUCUCGGUACAAAAUCAGGAAAACCUCUACAACCUAUUGAUCAAUUUCCCGAUCAUUCUAGAACCGUAUCAGAAUUAGAAGAUUCACCUGCUUCUGUCAGUGAAGUAAGUGAGAAUGAACCCAUGGGCCAAGACAACAGGGCGCCAUCUAAGCCUUCAUUACGGAAGCCUAAAUGUACCAUAGUGGAUGAUGGGACCACGACGAAAGGCCAACGACGGACGGUGACGCCUGAUUUCAGCAUCAGCUCGAGCACUAUUGGCAGCUGUUCGCUCGUCAACAACUCGGGACGGGCGCGCCAACCCGUCGAUCGCUUAGAGUCCACCAGAGUGCAGACGGCGGACACAAGCGAUGCUUUACUUUCAAGCCGUUCGCAUAACGGUGUUGAGACUCUCGCUAGCGCCCUGGCUAAAGGUAAUAAGCAGGAUGUGUAGCGACCGAACGUCAAUACGGCAUCUGUUGCUACUGUUGGAGGGCCUGGUAAGUUUACCGAAACUUCCAAGCUCAGGCCUUUUAAUCUCGUAUCUGACGGUACGCUGGAAACUAACGAAUUUCAGGUUUUAAAUGAAGAUGAAUUUUCAGAGUGAAUAACUUGAAAUGUCUUGAGCGGCAUUGUUUUUUUACUUCUUUGUUUUAAGUGAAAGCUGCUGCUGUGUAACUUUUCUCAAAUUUUAAUUUCAGAAAGUAGCACUCCUGACCAAAUAACUACCACUAGGUAUCUGAUAACUACUGAGUGGUAUUAGUGAUAAUGUCCAAUCACAUGGCUUUUACAGCACAAGUAAUUGGUAUCAAUGCAGAUUCAUUUUAUAGUUAGAUCAACAGACUUUUCCUCACUCCAGACAAUCUUCAACUGUCAUGAAACCAUUUUCAACAAUGCCGUACAACUGUGUUCUGAAGCAAUACUAAGAGAGACAGCAUUACCUUCUUCAUAAUCAUACAGUUAGAUGGUCUAAUUGCGUAAUAAAAUGUUCCUUUGAUGCCGAAGCUUUUUGCCCGAUUUGCUGCUGUUUUGUAGCGUAACCCGUCACGAGCUGGCCGGUGUCUUAAUCAUUCAAGUUCGGAAAUGUAUACAGUUGACUUAAUUUAGAUAAAGGAUCAAUUAAUUAUUAGUUGGUUAAGUAGAGAUAGCUGAAGUUGGUGGAUAUUUAUAGAGAAAUAUAAAUUGUUGAAAAACCACUAGUAUAAUAAUUAAAAUUAAUUAUGGCACGUUUCAAGUUAUACUACAUUAAUUAGACGACGACAACGAAUCGACAUGAUACCGUUAACAAAUAAUGACUAGCAUUUGUAAUCAACAAUCCCCUUCCUCCAUUUGUAACAUUAAUAAGCUGAGGAAAAUACUGAUUAGAGGAUGGGUUUCCCAAAUAAAUUUCCUGUUUUAAUGUUUCAUGAAGAAAUAAAUUUCCCGUUUUAA